UUCUGAAACAAGUGAGGGUACCCUGUUCCCUAAUAGCGUGCUAUAGCUAAAGUUUUGCAAUUAUAGUAUGCCUUUCUGAGAACAAAGUCCAGGGAAAAAUGGCACGCCUUUAUGUGUGUACUAAAGGUCUCCUGUCUAUCUGCAAUGCCACUUACUGUUCCCUGUUUCAUUCCGGGGCGUGGCAGAAAGUACAGAAAACGUCCUCAUACCUUCCCCCAUGGUGACUGCAUAACUGCACGUCUCCAACGAAAACAAACAUACCAACCGCCCGUCUAAUAACACUGCUGUAAUAUUAUCAGAAGAGACUUUCUAGAGCCAGAAAUCUGGAAAAUGAUUAAUUUAAGAGAUCCAAGAUCCAUCGCAGCAAGAGACCUCCAGAUGUACAGACAUGGAUACCCACAAUAUAUAAGACUCCCUAUGCUAUACCUGCCUAUACCUGAAGUCAGAGCAAAAGAACAGUCUUCACUAGUAAACUGUUUUGCUGUGGACAACCAUGAAGAAAUCCAUUACAGUAUUCCAAGACAUACACCAAAUUUGGAUUUCUACCAAAACAAGAAGCCCUUUAAGCCAAACGGGGUAUACAUCGAGGAGCUACUUUCUGACUGGAAGUUUGACUAUGAGAAAUUGGAGAGGAAUCAUUCCUACAUCCAAUGGCUUUUUCCUCUUCGGGAACCAGGUAGAAAUUCAAGUGCCACACCACUGACCAUGGAUGAGAUUCAGAUGAUGAGGAAAGACCGAGAGGUUGUGAGGAGGUUUCUGAAUGCAUACAAGCUCAUGUUGGGAUUUUACGGCAUUGAACUCCAGGACAGUGACACUGGGAAGCUGCAGAAGGCAAAGAACUGGAAGGAGAGAUUUCAUAAUCUGAAUAAUCAUAGCCACAACAACCUGCGGAUCACCCGGAUACUCAAGUGUUUGGGUGAGAUGGGCUACGACCAUUUCCAGGCCCCUCUGGUCAGGUUUUUCCUGGAGUGGACCUUGCGUGACAACUAUCUACCCAAUGUAAAAAGGAGUGUACUGGACUAUUUCAUGUUUACUGUGAAGAACAAGCAGGAGCGCAGGGAGCUGGUGCAGUUUGCUAAUGAGAACUACAAAUCCCAUGAACCUUUUAUCUGGGGGCCAGAAAAGAAGCUCUCAAUAUAUAGCAGUGAGAAGAGGACUAAGAAUGAGGAGAGGCCUACAAGUAGGAAAAAAACGGACAGAAGGUAGAGAUAGGUAAAUGUUAGUACCCACAACAUACAGUCCAAUCCCAGUCAUGAAGACUCAACACUCUCCAUUAAUUAGGUUGUCUAGCAACCAUUUACUCUGUGUCUCAGUGAUCAACAUUCGAGGAUCUGCAGCUAUGCACCAAAGUGGUCACAGACAUUUGUAUCUGCUGUACAGUUGACUGCCCCUUUAUGCUACACAGAUCUGUUCAGGUUUCACCCACUCAGGAUACAGGACGCAUGAGAAAAUGACAUGACAUGUAAUUUGUAUUUGUUCUUACCAAGUUCUGCACAAAUAAAGGUAAAUUCUAGCAAAA
Hyla sarda is the source of this 1519-nucleotide messenger RNA. Its product is annotated as opioid growth factor receptor-like protein 1. The record is from RefSeq and is a predicted model, not a curated record. NCBI's taxonomy places the organism in Eukaryota, Metazoa, Chordata, Amphibia, Anura, Hylidae. Gene Ontology annotation, cellular component: membrane. Bases 331 to 1206 code for a protein of 291 amino acids. Gene Ontology annotation, molecular function: opioid growth factor receptor activity. The transcript is spliced from 8 exons.